This is a messenger RNA of Triplophysa dalaica, 3107 nucleotides long. RefSeq names its product Transmembrane protein 150A-like. Bases 351 to 1169 code for a protein of 272 amino acids. Lineage: Eukaryota; Metazoa; Chordata; Actinopteri; Cypriniformes; Nemacheilidae. The record is from RefSeq and is a predicted model, not a curated record. The transcript has 8 exons.
GGGACACGAGAUCAGACAGAGACCCUGCAAAUCUCCUUCGGUGAUAAAGCCCGACAGCGAAGAGAAACUACAAACGGAGAUACUCUAAAGUCGCCGAUUUUUCGUCGUUUGAGAAGUAACCCUGCAGCUUAUUGCGGAUACAUUGUAGCGCGUCUUUCAUCGAUCCGCGGACUGUCUGUGGAUUUUACAAAGGUGACGGAGACUCGUCCGCAGGACUAUCAACGAGGGAAAGGUAUAUGAUGUAUAAAAUGAGUGGCUUUGAAGAGAGUAUAAAUGCACAUUGAUGAGCAGAGGGACGCGGGCUGGAGAAGGAGAAAGAAGGGGACGCUGUAGAGGAUCAAGUGUUGGAGAUGUCUCUGUGGAUGAUCUUACCCGUCAGCCUCCCGGCUCUCACCAUCACUGGAAUAUGGGUCGUGUAUGCCAUGGCUUUAUACAAUCAGCACGUCUGUCCUGUGAACAACUGGAUGUAUAACCAAACGUGUGAGGUGGAUCUGCCCUUCCAGAGGGGACCAAUCCAAUGCUGUACUCUGGAAAAUGUUCCUCUCAUAAGUAAAUGUGGGACUCUUCCUCCAGAGAGCUGCUUCUUCAGUCUCAUCUGUAGCACCGGAUCCUUUAUGGUGAUGGUUAUUGUGUUGCUGCGCUAUGCCCAUGUGAUAGAGAAGCACCAAAACUGUGUAUUAAACACAGCGAGUCUCUCCACCGGCUGGAUCUGUGCUGCAGGACUCAUCAUGGUGGGAAACUUUCAGGUGGAUAAUGCGAAGGUUCUUCACUAUGUCGGAGCAGGUGUUGCCUUCCCCACCAGCAUGCUGUUUGUCUGUCUGCAGUCUGCGCUCACCUACCGCCUGGCCAAGACCCAGGGAGAUUACAAUAUGGGUCACCUGCGCCUGUUAAUGACCCUGCUGGCCUUUGUAGCGCUGGUGCUUAGUGGAGUGUUUUUCGUUCAGGAGAGUUACGUCCUGCAACACACAUCAGCUAUUUUCGAGUGGGUCUUCUGUAUGAUAAUCAUGCUGUUCUUCGGCACGUUCGCCUUUGAAUUCUCCGGGAUAUCGGCUGACACAAUGAUGGUGCUGGCCCGCAGACAGUCCCUAGAGACCGCAAGCCGAGACCACAAAAUAGAGUCGCUUAGCGUAGCCAAUCAGCUCCAGCCUGAGAGCUUGUCCAUACUUUAACCUCCGUCCCCUACGUCUCUCUCUCUGAAUGCAAGAAAAACCGCAGAAGGAAUGAAACACAAACUGGACCCUGGAUCUCAUACAUCCAUCUUACAUUUACCAAAGAACUCAGCUCAGAUUUUGCACAUUUUUGAGAGACCGAGUCUAUGCUACCUGUGUCGUGUCUGGGGACCUUUGAAUCCAGCAUCUUCCAUGCUGACAAACUGCACUUGGACGCGUUGGAGUUUGUUAGAUCUCAUCAGGAUUUUGAAAUCCUAUCCAUGUAACAGACUGCAAGUUGAUGAUGCUGGAAGGUCAAGACUGAAUCACUGAUGUAGUGAACUAAACCAAAGCCUUCUACACUCAGGCAUUUUAACACAGUGCCUCAAAAAAUAGAAAAAAUAUUAUUGUGCCCAAUACAGACAUUGGAAGACAAUGAAUCAAAAAUGCUGAUCGUCUUUGCCUUUUUAUUUUUUUAAGGCAAGAGCAUCUCUGACCUAUUAGUUGACUGAUCAAGGUGUUUUAUUUUUCUUGUAUCGCAUUAUGCCGUCUACAGUGUUUUCGGUUCAGGAGAUUCUCAAUACCAGCGUGCCUUACAAUGAGGAACCAAAUACAGCUUUUUAUUACAUUUGUACAUCAAUAGAUGUCUUUGAACUGGCAUGUAUUUUAUCAUAUGCAGCAUAUUUUAAAACAGCCGAGCUGAAUGAGAUCAGCAGAAACCUCACGCAAAACAGACACAUAAGCUGAUCACAUUAGGUCGCCACUAAUUGGUUUCAUUCCAGAAUGAAUGUUAGAGGAAUUGCUGGACAUUGUGACCAAAUGUAAUUGAGAAGAGAGGAUUGUUGUUUUGUCCAAAGGGAAAUGUCAUUAUGUAGGUCUCUGUCACUGUGGGAAUUGUUCGUAAAGAGGGAUCAUGGGAAAUGGUCCCAAAGAGUCUUCUAAGACGAGACUUAAAACCCCUUUUAUAGAUUGUCUCCCCCUGGUGGCUAGUUUGAUACGUGUUCACAAGUCUAGGUCUCUCUGAACUUUUUUAUUUCUUUCAAAGUGAUAAUGCAGCAGGCCUGCAGUGUCAUAAAUAUUUAUGAAAAGGAAGCUUGUUACACACAAGUCACACUGCCCAUGUGGCAUUAAAAAAAGUAAUGUUCCCUAUUCAUUAUCAAGAGAGUUUUUGUCAUUCAAUUUCUCAGAAUAAGAGCCACUUUUGUAUUAACUUUCUAUGUAGCCAUCUGAUGCUACCAGUGCUCUUCUGAAAAUCGGAUUUCAGAAAUUUCGCAGAUUCCUAUUAAGCUAAUCUGAAUGAGCAGUUAUAUUAGUUAUUCUCUGCACUCAGGAAUGUCAGAUCUUGAUCCUGCCGUUGUGCAACAUUUACAGUCAUUUUCUUUCUUGCUCAAGCAGAGUAAACAUUUUUCUUGUGUUCUUGAAGCAAAUUGCGACUUCCUUUUGCUGUAAUAGUAUUGUUUCUUUUGGUCAUUCUUUUGUUUAAAUGCAUUGUCUGACAUUGCCUUGAAUAUGCAUCUUAAAUAUUAAAAAAGAAUACUUUUUUGUCCUCAAACAAGUGACUUUUUUGUGCUCACUGAAUUGUGUAGAGAAAAGCUGCAUUCUAUUCCGUAGAAAAAAAAUGCAAAUAGGUUUGUGGCUUUACUCAGCCAUAUUUCUUAAACAUGGGCUCUGAUGGUUCAUUCCUACCGCAGACAGGUUUAUAACAAUCAAACGCAAGGCACGUAUAAAUAUCUGAAUUACCUACUGUUGACUCUGUUAAAGCCAUUUGACAAACUCUGCCAUGCAUCAGCUUUAGAUUACAUUCCAGAUAGCAAAAGUGCCUUCGUGUGCCUUUGAUUCAAUAAAUCCAAAGAUCUGAGAUUAGAGGAAUGUUUUGUUUAUUUGGUGGGAUAUAUUUUAUUGUACUGUAUAUUUGCCUUAAAUGAAAUGUAUGGAAAUAAAGAAUGAGACAUUACUCUA